Olea europaea var. sylvestris is the source of this 2136-nucleotide messenger RNA. RefSeq lists its product as uncharacterized. NCBI's taxonomy places the organism in Eukaryota, Viridiplantae, Streptophyta, Magnoliopsida, Lamiales, Oleaceae. The transcript is spliced from 4 exons. The record is from RefSeq and is a predicted model, not a curated record. Gene Ontology annotation, molecular function: nucleic acid binding; zinc ion binding. Bases 1 to 2136 code for a protein of 711 amino acids.
AUGAGUCAAUCACUAUCCGUGCCUCCGUAUUUUGACAAAAGCAACUAUGCCUAUUGGAAGGUCAAAAUGCGUGUGUUUCUUAAGUCCAUAGAUGAACAUGUAUGGGCGAGUCUACAAAAUGGUUGGAAACCUCCUUCCACAACUAUGUCAGGUGUUGUAACCCCAACUGACAUUUUCCUUUGGACUAAGGAUGAAUUGGCUGAAUGCAACUGGAAUAGUAAAGGUCUCCAUGCAUUAUUUAUGUCUGUAUCUCCUGAAGAGUUUAUGAGAGUGUCAAUGUACGAAACUGCUAAAGAGUUGCAAAUGCUGGCCUCAAGGUUUGAAGAAAUCAAGAUGAAGGAUGAUGAAUCUUUUGAUGAGUUCUAUGCUAAAUUGAAUGAUAUUGUUAACUCUAGUUUCAACCUAGUUAAGAUAGAAGAACUCGUAGGAUCCCUUCAAACUUAUAAACUCGCCAUUUUACAACCGAGUAAAAAUAAGUCCAUAGCCUUGAACACUGUUAGGAAAGAAGAGUCAGAGUCAUCUGACGUGAAAACUCUUAGAGAUGAGGAGAUUGCAUACUUUGUGAAGAAAUUUCAGAAAGUCUUAAAGGGCAAAAAAUGGCCUCAAGAGAAAAUAAGAGAAGCCCCUAGUAAAUUACAAAGAGAGAAGAAUGAUAAAUCAACUGCUAGGAACCCUGGUAAGAAAUCUCAAGUGGGUCGGUGUCAUGAGUGUCAGGGAUUUGGGCACUAUAGGAAUGAAUGUCCUAGCUUUAAGAAAAAUCUAAAGAAGGGAAGUAGCAAGGCAUUAGCUGUGUCCUUGACUAAUGAUGAUUCUAACUCAAGUGAGCAAAGUGAUUCCUCAAGCAGUGAGGAGGAAAAAGGCUAUAUGGCUUUUGUAUCUACUGUCAAGAGCGAGUUAGAUAAGGAGAGUGAGAAGGUUGAGGAGGAGGUAGAGAGUAACAAGUCUGGUGAUGAUUCGGAGGAUGAGAUGGAUAUACAUGAAGCUUAUCAACUUCUGUUUAAGGAAAGUCUCAAGAUCAAAAAGGUAAAUAAAGCCCUAUUUAAGAAGGUAAACGAGCUUGAGAGAGAGAAGGAGAAAAUCACCUAUGAUCUUCAAGUCUCAUCUAAGAGUCUCAGUAAGUUGAAGUGUGUCAAUGAGAAAUUAGAGGACAGGGUUAAGACAUUGACUUGUGAGUUAGAGAAAUCCAGCACUCAACUGCAGUCUGUGAGUGAAACUAAGAAACUAGACGAUCUGCUAGGAAUGAACAAACCAGCUAGAAAUAGGCAAGGUCUAGGAUUUGUGAAGAGUGAUGACAAUGUAUCUAGCUUGUCCAAGACCACAUUUGUCCGUGCUACCAACAGAUCUAAUGUUUCAACCAAUCCAGAAUCCAAAGACAAGAAUUUCACUGGACGAAAGGCCACUAGAGCUCAUAAGGUUUCUACACCUAAAUUUCAGGAUCAACACUCACGUACAUCUGAACCUAGGUUCAUACCCACUUGUCAUCACUACGGUGCUUUAGGUUACACGAGACCUAGGUGUCGAAAGCUAACAAAUAGGAAUAGAAGUCAGGAUAUCCCUAGUCAAGUAAACUUCCUUUCAAAUCAGCAUAUAAGGCUCAAAAAACAUGCAUGUGGUAUCUUGAUAAUGCUUGUUCUAGACACGUGUGGAAACAAUGCCUUAUUCUCUACCUUCGACGACUGCAACGAUGGUGUAGUUACCUUUGGGGACGGAGCUACGACACCCAUCCGAGGUAAUGGCUCUAUCACCAUUGCUGGACUUCCUACAACAUCUAAUGUGCUUUAUGUAGAGGGUCUUAAAUCCAACUUGUUGAGCAUUAGUCAAAUCUAUGAUGCUGACUAUGAAGUGAGUUUUGUCCAAAAGAGAUGCACUAUUUAUAACACUUCAGGUGGUGUUGUUCUUGAAGGUGUUACAACAUCUGAUAACUGUUAUGGAGUUCUCCCAAACUUGAACUAUGUGUGCAGUAGUGCUAAAAUUGAUAUGUCUGAACUUUGGCCUCAAAGGCUCAUCAUGUUAAUUACAGAAGUCUGUCUAAAUUGGUCAAAAAGAAGAUUGUCGAUGUUUUACCUAAGAUUGAUCAAAGUGAGAAGCUGUGUGCAAGCUGUGUCAGCAAGGAAAGCAACUCAGGAUGAACCAUAA